GCCGUUCUGUGUAUCUCAACUGUCUAUCAGUGAGUGUACUAGUGCGCGCACCGCUACCUUUCAACGUCGUCGGAGAGAAGGCGCAAGCGAUUAUUGUUCGAGAAUGGCGUCGAAUUCGCGUGACAACCAGCCCGGGAAAACUAACACUGCCGCUGUCCCGCCGCCGCUUCCGGCGCAGCACAAAUAUUGGACGAGAAGCAAAACUCGCAAUGAAAAAAAAACAUAUUCCGAAGGCGGGGCGUUUGGAGAUGAAAUUGAUGGUGUACGAUCUUAUAGUCUUCAAGAUAAACUUGACUCAACAAGUUAUACAGAUUCCUAUUUCGUUAAGCGGAUGGAGGGAAAAGAUUUGACCAUUUCCUACUUACAAAAAUAUGGUUUUACAAUACCAUUGUUGUUUAAUGAUAAGGUAGGUCUCGGUUUACGCGUUCCUACUCCUAAUUUUUCUGUAAAUCGUAUUAUUACUUAUGUGGGUUCAAGAAGAAAACUAGAUGUAACUGAUGUAAAAACUCAAAAGAAGUUUAAAAUAAAUUUUAAGAGAUGGGGAAAAUAUUAUCAGGAACCAAUUAAAGACAAACUGUUAAAUGUAAAUCCACUCGAGUUCAGCAACACUAAGCUAGAAAAAUAUGUAAAAAGUCCCAAUAUUGUGCGAGAAUUGGAUUGGGUUGAUUGUGUUUGGCCCAGACAUUUUAAAGGAAGUCAAACAAAAUCAACUAAUGUAAAAUAUGGUGGUACGCCGUAUCCAAAGGUACAAAAGUUUUGUUUGAUGUCGGUUAAAGGCUGUUAUACAGAUUUUCACAUUGAUUUUGGUGGUGCAUCUGUCUGGAUUCAUAUAUUUAAAGGGAGCAAAGUGUUUUGGAUAGUUCCUCCUACGGAUGUAAACAUUAGUCUGUAUGAACAAUGGAUAUUGUCUGGCAAACAGGGUGACACAUUUUUCGGAGAUACUGUUAAAGAAUGUGGACGUGUAACAUUGAACGCAGGAGAUACAUUUUUCAUACCUACUGGUUGGAUUUAUGCUGUUUAUACUACUAAAGACUCUAUAGUAUUCGGAGGACACUUUUUACAUUCCUUUGGUAUUCAAGAACAACUACGUGUCGCAAAAGCUGAAGAGUCCACCAAUGUCCCUGAAAAGUUUAGGUAUCCCUUUUUUAUUGAAACGCUGUGGUAUGUUUUGGAACGUUAUGUUUACUGUGGUUUGGGUAUAUCUCAUUUAACUGAAAGUGUUGUACCUCCUCCAGCCCCAGUUGGAUAUAUUCAUUUUAGUUUACAGGAGAUUUAUGGUAUUUAUGAAAUAACAAGAUAUUUACAUGGUUUACC
Molecule: messenger RNA, 1314 nt
Organism: Sipha flava (yellow sugarcane aphid)
Lineage: Eukaryota; Metazoa; Arthropoda; Insecta; Hemiptera; Aphididae
Product: jmjC domain-containing histone demethylation protein 1-like
Exons: 1
Biological process (GO): protein demethylation; regulation of transcription by RNA polymerase II
Molecular function (GO): transcription coregulator activity; histone demethylase activity
Source: RefSeq, a predicted model, not a curated record